This is a messenger RNA of Pseudomassariella vexata, 2859 nucleotides long. RefSeq names its product tRNA synthetases class I-domain-containing protein. Gene Ontology annotation, molecular function: isoleucine-tRNA ligase activity; tRNA binding; ATP binding. Gene Ontology annotation, biological process: isoleucyl-tRNA aminoacylation. The record is from RefSeq and is a predicted model, not a curated record. NCBI's taxonomy places the organism in Eukaryota, Fungi, Ascomycota, Sordariomycetes, Amphisphaeriales, Pseudomassariaceae. The transcript is spliced from 3 exons. Bases 1 to 2859 code for a protein of 952 amino acids. Gene Ontology annotation, cellular component: cytosol.
AUGUCGAAAACAUGGAAAUCCACCCUGAGGCUGCCUAAGUCUACACUGCCGCCAAGACCCCUGCCCCAACUUCGAGAACAAUAUAUACGGAGGUCCGCCGAUGAAUUGUACGAAUGGCAAAAGACCAAUCGGCCGGCCGAUGACACAUUUAUCCUUCACGAUGGACCCCCAUAUGCCAAUGGCGGUCUUCAUGUCGGCCACGCCCUGAAUAAGAUCCUCAAGGACACCAUCCUCAGGGUCAAGCUACAGCAGGGGCGCCGCGUAGAAUACAUUCCAGGAUGGGACUGCCAUGGACUCCCCAUCGAGCUGAAAGCUCUUGAGAAUUCCAAUAGCAAGCAGCUUACUCCAAUCGAAAUUCGAAAGUCGGCGCGGAAUCUCGCCUCCAACACGGUCCUGAAGCAGAUGAAGAGCUUCCGCUCCUAUGGCGUGAUGGGCGAUUGGGAACGGAGGUGGACUACUAUGGACACUGCAUUUGAGGUGCGCCAGCUCCGAUUAUUCCAGAAGAUGGUCAAGAAGGGUCUCAUAGACCGUAGAUAUAAGCCUGUGUACUGGUCGCCAUCGUCCAAGACAGCCCUCGCCGAAGCAGAACUGGAAUACAACGAAAACCACAUUUCGACUUCGGCUUGGGUCCGAAUGCCUAUUGCCGACUCCUGGAGAGAGCUUCCUCAAUUCAAGGAAGUUGGACAGCAACUCCCUGGACGUUUAUAUGCUUUGGUAUGGACGACCACUCCGUGGACACUGCCGGCCAACCAGGCAGUUGCAGUGCAUGGUGAUCUGGAGUACGCUGUCGUGCAGGACGGCAAUGCCGGCUUUCUCAUCGCAACCAGUCGGGUAGAUGAGUUUAUCUCCAAAGUUCCGGCCAAAGAAUUUCAAGUAACAGCACAUACCUUUCGAGGUGAUCAGCUCAGGGUUUUGGAGUAUACCAAUCCGCUACAGGGGAAAUCUGCGAAACUUCAACCGGUUAUCCAUGCCGACUUCGUGUCCGCGGAUUCCGGGUCUGGGCUCGUGCAUUUAGCGCCCGGCCACGGCUUUGAUGACUAUGAAGUUUGCCGUCCGCUCGGCCUGCCUGUUACAGCACCGAUCGAUGAUGAAGGAAGGUUUACUUCGGACGCGCUACCAGACGACCCGCAACAACUGACCUCGGCACCUUCCAUCAACGCUGGGGGCAGUCGAGUCAUCCUUGAUAUCUUGGGCCAGGAUGUGCUGCUGGCGGAAAAAUACAAACACAAGUACCCUUACGACUGGCGGAGUAAGCAGCCAGUUGUUGUCCGGGCCACCGAGCAAUGGUUUGCGGAUGUCGCCUCUAUCAAGGAUGAGGUUCUGGAAGCUAUGACUCGAGUCACAUUCACCCCGGAAAGUGGGCGGAAGCGACUCGAAAGCUUUGUUAAAGGUCGAAGCGAGUGGUGUAUAUCGCGACAAAGAGCAUGGGGUGUGCCAAUCCCGGCACUCUAUGAUCAAAAUGGCAAGGCAUUGGUUACCGAAGAGACUGUAGAGCACAUCAUCUCCGUCAUCCAGGAGCGUGGCACUAGUGCCUGGUGGUCGGAUGCUUGGGAUGAUCCAGCCUGGAUCCCACCCAAUAUGCAAAGAAAGUUUCGGCGAGGUACUGACACCAUGGAUGUAUGGUUUGACAGCGGCAGCAGCUGGACCAUGAUGUCCGGUCAAGCUGAUGUCUACCUCGAGGGCUCCGAUCAACAUCGCGGUUGGUUUCAGUCCAGUCUCCUGACCAGAGUCGCCGGGACAGACGGAGCCGUGGGCUUUACGAAAAGUGCGCCUUUCAAGCAGCUCAUCACCCAUGGCUUCACCCUGGAUCAGGAUGGGAACAAAAUGUCAAAGAGUUUGGGGAAUGUUAUGGAACCCCAGCAGGUCAUGGAUGGCACGCUCCUGCCACCGUUGAAGCGCAGAGGCAAAGCUGCUGACGGCCAACCAGCAUACGAUGCCCUAGGACCAGAUGCCCUUCGGCUGUGGGCCGCAGGCAAUGACUACACCAAAGAUAUAGUGAUAGGCGUUCCUGUGCUGCAGGCCGUCCAUACUGCCCUGCUCAAAUAUCGGACCAUUUUCAAGAUGUUGCUUGGGUCCAUGCACGAGACAGCGCGGGAAGCACCAUUGACAGCUACGGAUUACAUUGCCAUUGCUCAAUUGCAAGAUACGAUGAAGGAGGUCGGCGAUGCAUAUGACAAGCACGAGUUCCACCGAGGUUUCAAUGAGUUGAACCGAUGGGUGAACAACGACCUCUCGGCCUAUUACUUGGAGACGCUCAAGGAUAGGCUAUACUGUGGAGAUGGCGGGGGGGUUCUAGAGCCCAUAUUCACGGGAUUCCUCAGAAUGUUAUCCCCGAUGACACCUUUGCUGAUCGAGGAAAUUUGGGAUCAUCGGCCUGAUUGGAUGAAACACGAUUUACGUCUGAUACAUCCGCUCCGGCAGCUCUACAGCGAUCCAAUCAUUGAUCCCGACCGGCUUACCAGAGAUUUGGGAGAGGUCCGCAAGGACAUCCCUGGUCUCAUGGCAAUUUAUGAUGCCGUCAAGUUAGGUCUGGAAGACGCUCGGAGAGACAAGAUGCUAGGCUCAUCGCUGCAGGGUUCCGUCGUGCUUACCAUAUCAGAUCCGAAGACCAGGGACAUGCUGGGACAUUAUUUCGGCGAGCUCGAAACCAUGUUUAUUGUGUCGUCGGUGGAGCUCAACGGUCCCAUCCCUGCCGAUGCCCCAUGGGCGUACUCCCACGAAUUCGAGGUCAAUGCCACUAAGGGAACGGCAACGAUAGUUCAGCCGAAACAAGCGAGGUGCCCCAGAUGCUGGCGCUACGUGGCUCCAGCUGAGGGUGAACUGUGUCCGCGAUGUGCCGACGUAGUUAACCCUAUGUAA